AUGGAACCGGACGCGGGUAUGUCCACAAAAGACGUUCGAUUAUCCGUGGGUACCAUCCAAUCUAUGGGCAGAAGGUCACUCACCGGGCAGAUCAAAUCGCUCAGUCGAGUUGCAGUCAGAAGGAAGUCAUUUGGCUUUAGUUCUGUACCAGGAAUCAAACCUGUGGAUAGAACUUCUCAGAUCGGAGUGGAUUUCAAGCGACCACCACUGACGUACCUGCCCACCUACCAGCUCGAACCCAGGACGCCGUUUAACGUCUAUGAAGUCACCAAAGAAGUGAACAAAGUAAUUGACAGCCUUUUUACGGGACACAAAUACGAUGCUCGUAUGUCACCACCACUGGCACUGAACAUAUCAGCGGAACUGAUGCAUGCAAUCAAAGCAAUGUCCUACACGCGCUACAGGAUUAUCACAGUAGUAACUAUAGGACAGAAGCGUUCUCAAAGCUACAACAACGCUAUUGGUUUCAUUUGGGAUACGGAGAGAGACCGCUACGUCGACACCCAUAGGGAAGAAACGACGUGCUUUUGUCAGGCCACUGUAUUUGCCGUCUACCUUGACUAG
Messenger RNA from Pectinophora gossypiella (pink bollworm), 564 nucleotides. Its product is annotated as dynein light chain Tctex-type protein 2B-like. The transcript has 4 exons. Gene Ontology annotation, cellular component: cytoplasm; cytoplasmic dynein complex. Gene Ontology annotation, biological process: microtubule-based movement. Lineage: Eukaryota; Metazoa; Arthropoda; Insecta; Lepidoptera; Gelechiidae. Gene Ontology annotation, molecular function: dynein intermediate chain binding. The record is from RefSeq and is a predicted model, not a curated record. Bases 1 to 564 code for a protein of 187 amino acids.